AUGGCUUCUCUGAACCUUUCCUCCAAUGGACCUUCCAUAUCGAGGAGCUAUCAAUCGAUUGUGAACGCUCCUGCUCCGAGCGGGCCGGCAGCAUCGUCUUCUACAUAUGGUCAAUGGGUCGUUUUUUCAGUGUCUACCCCACUUGUGAAUGCUUUUCAACCGGAUUCUGGCGGUAAAGAAAGCGUGUUGAAAGUUCAGAGUACUGGAGAGGGUGAAUUAACUGAUCUCAUUGAGGAAUUUUCUGAGGGUAAAAUACAAUUUGCCUUUGUCAAAGUCAAGGAUCCAAACACGAGUCUUCCUAAGAAUGUUCUCAUCGGGUGGUGCGGGGAGGGAGUUCCUGAACGGACGAAAGGCUAUUUCACCAGUCACUUGGCUGCAGUCUCCAAGUUUCUCCAUGGUUACCACGUUCAAAUAACGGCUCGGUCUGAGGGAGACUUAACCCCGGAAGGCAUCCUCCAAAAAGUCGCCGAUGCCUCUGGCGCCAAAUAUGCAUCUGAAGAGACCGUUUCGUCGGGAAAUGCCGCUUCCAAGCCACCAGUCGCGACAAAGCCCGUGUUUACACCAAGUCGGUCUGCUGGGAUUGUUUCUAAACCCACGACAAGUGCUCGGCGAACAGUUGCUCCCAAAAACGACGAGGUUGAUGAAGACGGAUGGGGUCCUGAUGCGCCACCAGUAACUAGGACUCAGCUUGAAAAAGUGCCAUCUGCUUACCAGCCAACGAAAGUGGAUAUACACCAGCUUACUUCUCAGAAGCCAGCUGAGUCCACAUUCAAGAGCACCCAGCCCGACAACAAUGCUCGAAGUGAUAUUGUUAAAGGGGGAUAUCAACCUGUGGGAAAGGUGGAUAUUGCAGCUAUAAGGAGACAGGCGCGAGAAGCUGGCGAGCAAGUGGAUGACAGACCAGAACCUGUGAAAGGUGCAUAUGAGCCCGUUGGCAAGGUCGAUAUUGCUGCACUUCGAGCCAAAGCCCAAUCUACAGAUGUCCCUUCCCCUGGGACGGAUGAUUCGCAGAGAGUUAGCGAGCCAAAGACUUUGUCCGAACGUUCGGCAGCAUUUCAAACGUCGGAGCGUCUAACCACUUUGCCAAAGCCUAAAGUAUCCAAUCGGUUUGCUGUUAGCUCGACCUUCACUGGAACUAAGCCUCCUCUUCCUGGUGAUUUCGGAGCCAAAGUUACACCCGCUGUGGCUCCUGUCGGUGGCGCGAGCAGGACUUUUGCAGAUGAAGGUGGAAAGACUCCGGCCCAGUUAUGGGCGGAGAGGAAGGCCAAAGAACGCGGCUCAAGUGGUGCUGGCGAUGUUCCGAUUUCGCGCCCCUCGGCUCCCACACAAUCUAGUGAGCGAGAAUGGAAGAGCUCGUACACUGGAAGGACUUGGGCUCCUGUGCAGACAACUCACACAGGUUUGUCCACUGGCAGCAAUGCAUCUCAGCAACCUGCUGGUCAUGGUGAUGAACUGUCACAGGAGUCCGAGUCUAAACCUCCAUCAGGGGCGGUAAGCUCUGUCCGCGAUCGGUUUGCCCCUUCGCCUUCCGUGGGAGCAAGCGUCUCGAAUGUUGGGGAACGUGCACCCUCUCCGCCACCUUUGGAUAAUAGCACCAAACCAAAUGCCGGUCGUGGAAUUCCAAUUCCAGGCUUGUCAACAGGUCCUGUCGAGUCACAGGAAGCAUAUGAGACUGAGACUAAACAGGAUGUUCCGAACCCGCCACCGCAACCUCGUUCCCCUACUCCACCUACGCCUUCACACAAAGAGAGCUCCCCCAUCCGAGUUGCAAUGCCGGUCAGUCGCAAUGCGCCUGAGGAGAUCGUUCGAGGUGCCCCUGAGGAACAGCAUUCGCCACCCCAAGUCUUACCCAUUCGCAGCCUUGAACAGGCCGUCCCCAAAGAGGAGGAGCUUGAGGAGCCAACUCAUGACACGGCUCGUGCGACUGCUGAGGCUACCGUGCAUGAUACAGCUCACCCUAACUCUAUCCGCGCUCUUGUCCAGUAUGAUUACGAGAAAGCAGAGGACAAUGAAAUUGAUCUGAAAGAAGGGGAGUAUGUCACAGAAAUUGAGAUGGUUGACAAGGAUUGGUGGCUGGGAGUUAAUGCUAGGGGUGAACGGGGGCUCUUCCCAAGUAAUUAUGUUGAAGUUGUCGAGGCUGGCGAUGCAACUCAAGGAGCGACUUCGGACUUACCUGGGCAUGAAAAACGCGAGACCGAUAUCGAGGCGUCAAGGCCCGUUGGGGAGCCCCCUGCAACUGGUCUUCAUUCUGAAAGCAGAGGUCCUACUGCGACAGCACUUUAUGACUACGAGGCUGCCGAAGACAACGAGAUUAGCUUUCCUGAGGGGGCCAAAAUCAUCAAUAUUGAAUUCCCUGACGAGGACUGGUGGUCUGGCGAAUACGAUGGCAAGAUUGGUCUCUUCCCAGCAAAUUACGUGCAAUUGGAUGAGUGA
Molecule: messenger RNA, 2433 nt
Organism: Rasamsonia emersonii CBS 393.64
Lineage: Eukaryota; Fungi; Ascomycota; Eurotiomycetes; Eurotiales; Trichocomaceae
Product: Actin binding protein
Exons: 4
Coding region: 1-2433 (810 amino acids)
Biological process (GO): regulation of actin filament polymerization
Cellular component (GO): cortical actin cytoskeleton; actin filament; plasma membrane
Molecular function (GO): actin filament binding
Source: RefSeq, a predicted model, not a curated record